AUGAAACGACAACUAGAUGCGUUCUCAAGCCCAGCACAGUCCCCUCCUAAAAAGGACCUAUGUCUUUUAGUCUUGGAUGGGGGCGGGGUCCGCGGCCUGUCGAUGCUUCUCAUCAUCAAACGUCUGAUGGAAGGUAUUAACCCACUGAGCCCUCCAAAACCAUGCGACUACUUCGACAUGAUUGGUGGCACCUCAACUGGCGGACUAAUUGCCCUGAUGCUUGGCCGAAUGAAACUUGGUAUUGAUGCGUGCAUCGAGGCGUACUCAAAUCUGUCGCCUAGAAUAUUUAGUCAAGUUCGGCACCGGAUUAAGCUGUCAACAGGAAAGACACAAGGUAGGUUUGACCAUGUAGCGAUGGAACAGGGAAUCAAGGAUGUUCUUAUGCAGUAUGGAAUGGACCCAGAGACUUUAUUCAAAUCCUCGAUCAUGGAGGAUUGCAAAACUUUUGUAUGUGUGACAAGUCAAGCCACAGGUCAAACUGUUGUUUUAUCGAAUUACUACAAUGAGCGACGAGGAACGGACUUGUUGAACACGGCCAAGAUUUGGGAGGCCGCGCGAGCCACGUCCGCUGCAACAACAUUUUUCGAACCGAUCACUAUCAGUGAUGAGACGUUUGUUGAUGGAGCCACCGGGGCAAACAAUCCUAUCAAUCAGAUUUGGUCAGAAGCCGCCGAUCUCUGGGGUCUAAAUGCCGCGCAGUUGGAAGAGAACGUCAAAUGUUUGGUUUCUAUUGGUACCGGUAUUCCAUCUCUCAGCGCCUUCGGACUCGGAUUACGCGAGCUUGCCAAAGCAUUGAAGGCCAUUGCCACAGAGACAGAGGCAACGGCAGAUAUGUUUCGUAGGCAGCACACUGGGCUUUUCCAGUCGGGAAAGGCCUUUCGCUUCAACGUCGUCCGUGGUCUCGAGGGUAUUGGACUUGAUGAAACGCUCAAACUGGGAGUUAUCACGGCGGCAACAAGAAACUAUGUGCAGAAAGAGGAGAUUCGUGUGGAGAUCAAGAAGUGCGUGGCGAAUUUGCUGGAGCGGGAAUGGUUGGAACGAAUGGAGAAGUUCAUCAUUGGCACCAUAGAAGUCCAAGUGUCGGAUUUGAACGAUGAUGACUCGCUCGAAUCCGCAGAUCAACUUCAAUGGCUGAUGCACACAAUGCCCUACGAUACAUGGCACCAACGUGGUUUUGGUAUUAUUUGGUACCAAUUGAACGCACGACAAGUCCAACCAGACCGCAGAUACGCCGGAGCAUCCGUGGCCCACUGCCUAGCAGAUAGAUAUAAAUGUUCAGCAGGUCUGAAGUUUGGCGCUGGUGACAACCUUGCUAGAGCGCUUUAUUUCCAGUGUGACCAAACUGAGCAGCCGGGUAUACAAGCCAAUGAUGAAACUGGUUCUGGGCAACAGGAUAUUCUGUGGUCUUUAAUAUGCCAGCUGCUCAUGAUUGAUUGCAAAGACACUGCGGCGCUGAAGAAUCGACUUGCUCAACUUGAAGCGAAGCACAAAUCGUUUCUUUGGGAGAAAUUGGACGGCUACGAGACGCAGAGUAUUGCUCAGUGGUCCCUUUUUGAGGAGCUGCUUCUUUUAUUAAAUGCGCCUGAUGUUAUUGCUCUUGACAAUGUGCAUAAUAUUCACUCAUCUGCGCGGAACGAAUUUCUGAAAGCUCUGGCGACGUUGGCAGAACGCCUGCUUGCUACACGAGGUCUAAAGCUUCGCGUGAUGAUCUCAGGAGAUCCAUCUCAGAUAGAACUAGAUAUGGAGGGCGAAAUUCUGACUGUGAAUGAUAGGACAGAGAGAGAGGAAUGCCUGCGCUCCCUGUAUUUCCCGGAGUGGAAUGUCCGCCGUGACCAGGUUGCCGAUGCUGACGCGGGCACGAACGCUUGGAUAUGGACUCACGAACAGUAUUUAAAGUGGGAACAGGCCACCUCAGGACUGUUAUGGGUUGAAGGAAAACCGGGAAGCGGCAAAUCUGUGUUGGCCAAAACCUUACAAAAGCAACUGAAAGGUGCGUCUAUGGCGGAAGGGACUGGAUCGCCAUCGAAUGGUUCUUUCGGGCACCAGACCGUCAUCAGAUCCAAGUUCCCUGAGAUUCCGAUGGUGACUGACUGGUUUUUCAACUCGCGAGGUGGAGAAAUCGGCAUAGCCUACUCUUCGUUUCUUCAAUCCAUCGUAUAUCAACUCCUGCAGCAAAAUGAGGCGGCUUUUGAUGUCAUCACUCCAUUCUACCGCAAUCAGACAAUAUCUAGACAGCAAACGUGGGAUGCAGAAAGAAUACAGUCUGUUCUUGGAGCAAUCAGUGCAACCGGUCUAUCCAUAAUCUGCAUUAUCGACGCAAUUGACGAGGCUGCUGGUGUUAUUGAUACCUCCAAGGCCCACCACACAUAUAGGGCCAGAAGUCUCCUAUCCCUUCUAGGAAAUCUGCUGUCAAAAAUCGGAGAUACUAAGCUGAAGUUGAUAGUACUCAGUCGCCCCGAUCCUGCAAUUGAAAUGGAUUUCAGUGGCAUCCGUAGGCGUUGCUCUAACGCCUACAAAGUUGUUCUGGAACACGAAAACCAGCUUGAUGUGCAACUCGUCGUCGAAAAAGGACUUCGUUUACUGCAGGAGACAAUACAUGCUUAUGACUCUGAUGAUGAGCUACAAGACGGUCGAAAAGAGUCUCGUAGCAGCCUGACGGCUAAGCGGGAAGAGAACGCAUUCCAAAAUAUUCGAAUUUAUCUCACAGAAAAUGCAAAGGGAGUGAUCCUUUGGGCAACAUUGAUUCUUGGGGAGCUACACGACCAAGCAGCGGGUGGAAUGCUGAAAUUCGCUACGCUGGAGGUCACAAUGAAAAGACUCCCACUUCGGCUCGACAAGUUCUAUGAGUACAUUGUUCGAGAACUGGAAGAGCGGCUUAGCGAUGAAGAAAUAAAGAUAGUCCGCUUGGCCAUGAUCUUGAUUUCGGGAUCCGCCGCCCUUGAUAGGCCAAUGAAUCUUCAAGAGAUGUGGGAAGCAUUGGCUGUUCCAGCAGAUGUUGAACCCGCUCUUUCUUCUAAGGUGGACCCAAUAAUCGAGAAUAGCAUCCACAUUAUUUCCUGGAAGGAGUUCUGGCGUCAACUCCGACGGAAAUGUGGGCCACUGAUAGAGCUAGUCCGUGGGGAAGAACUUGAACCAGGACAAAGGCUGGACGCUCAAAUCAGCCCCACGCUUGUUGUUCAAUUUAUGCACCGCACUGUGAAGGACUUUCUAAACCACCCAGACCGAGUUGGACCUCUCCACUUCUCCGAAAAAUCUGCCGUUGAUGAAGUAAAAAGUAUUUGUGCAAGAUACCUUGAAAUUGCCUUCCCCCAAAGCGAAACUGCAUAUGGCCCUCCCAUCCCAGCCCGCGAUGGAAGCUCUUGGAAGAGAAAUAUACAGAAAUAUGUUGAUUACCUAGAUUCUAGGAGUCUACUUCAAUUUGUGCUGAACACCAUGGCCCCCAACGGGGCAAAAUGCCAACCCAAUCUUGGGGUGUAUGCUUCGAUUGACAAGAUGAUCCAUCUACCCUGGCCAAAGAGCCAAUGGAGAUAUAUAGAGGAUUCAGAUGUAACCAGGCUCAUUGGCAGACGGUAUCUCUUUUACCCAAAAUUACUGUCACACACCAAGUACGACCGUGCGGAGAUUAUCAAAGCAGCAGUAUUGGGGCAAGCCUUCCGUUAUGCUUGCACCAGUGGAAGAAUGAUAGCCGUCAGGAACAUGCUAGAACUGGGCCGGAACUAUCAUCCGACUUUCAGCGAACUAGAGGAAUAUGUUAUAGGAAAUGGUGUUCUUCUAGCAUGCAUCGAGAAGGGUCUACUUGAUGAGGUCAAAUUCUUGACCAAGAAUCACAGACACCAGUCAAGAUACAUUCAUGGGACAUCAAACAUGCCUGGUUGGCCGACUAACCCUCAUACGCGUGAGAACAAACUGGAUGAAUUUAUCCAGCUGGCGGUGAGGUCGGGCCAAGAAGAGAUCGUUGAAUUUCUGUUCCUUCACACGGACCAGUACUAUACCAGAAAGAAAGCAGUUGCCGACUUCGCGGUUACGAGAGAACGCAUCGCGUCACAUAGGCACACUGAUCUAGAGUCCGAUGAUGAUAUUGACGAACUAGAUUCAGCAGUCCUCCAGUCCCAUUUUUUCAAUUUUGAUAUGAAACUUCACGUUAAAGACGAGUCGGAUGUUGAAGAGAAUAAUGGACCCAUCCACAAGCAGCUUCGACCAAGCAAGAUUGAUGUGAGCCUCCUGCAGCGAGGAGUAAAGAUAUCACCGCAAAAUGAGAAUAACUCUGGCUAUUACUCAGUUCGUGCCAAGCCUCCUGGAUUGGGGUACUCAGCGAGGACAGGAUACAUCGAAGUUAUGUCUGACAGGAUUACAUCAAAGAGGGAGGCCAAAAUAAACAAAAUACAGUACUUGCGAUUGAAGGAGUCAUGUCUCAAAAUGGCUAGGGAGAAUAGGAUGGCUCGAGCUGAUGAUGCGACGGAUGAGUCGUGUCUUCAAGAUGUCCAGAUAGCAGUGUCGAUGGUAAUACCGUGGAUGCCAACUGAGGAUGGCCAAGGAUAUGGCGAAGGGCAAAUCCAGCAGAAUGCCUUGAAUCCAUUUUUGCAGCUGUAUGCGAUGACAGAUCUUCCGCGCCUGUCAAGCGAAUAUUCCGUAUCGACUCGCUCGCCAUCGCCAGAUGAAUUGUGGCAACCAAGGCAGCCCGCUCAACAAUCAUCUUCCCUGCCAAACUUAAUAGACCAGGACAAAAAUGUUCAGUCCAGUCCGGGACAGCCUGCUCAACGAUCAUCUUCCCUGUCAGGCUUAAUUGAUCAGGACAAAAAGGUUCAGUCCAGUGUGCUCGCCAAAAUGUUGCUUAGUGUUAUGACAGGCGGAGGUGUCAGGCCACGUAAAGUAGGUAUGUGGAAGUGA
This is a messenger RNA of Penicillium vulpinum, 4887 nucleotides long. RefSeq lists its product as uncharacterized. Lineage: Eukaryota; Fungi; Ascomycota; Eurotiomycetes; Eurotiales; Aspergillaceae. The transcript is spliced from 5 exons. The record is from RefSeq and is a predicted model, not a curated record. Gene Ontology annotation, biological process: arachidonate metabolic process. Gene Ontology annotation, cellular component: membrane. The coding region runs from base 1 to 4887 and encodes 1628 amino acids.